Spodoptera frugiperda (fall armyworm) is the source of this 1207-nucleotide messenger RNA. RefSeq names its product D-amino-acid oxidase (gene Daao2). The record is from RefSeq and is a predicted model, not a curated record. The coding region runs from base 88 to 1101 and encodes 337 amino acids. The transcript is spliced from 8 exons. Gene Ontology annotation, molecular function: D-amino-acid oxidase activity; FAD binding. NCBI's taxonomy places the organism in Eukaryota, Metazoa, Arthropoda, Insecta, Lepidoptera, Noctuidae.
CUCAUAAUGAGAGUAGCAUUGCAAAAAGGUGCACUGUACUUUAAGCACGGCCUAGACAUAUUAUAUCUCUAGGUUCCCACUUAGAAAAUGGUGAAGAUUGCUGUCGUUGGCGCCGGGGUGAAUGGCCUCACAUGUGCAGUGAAAAUUAAGGAGACGUAUAAAGAUUUUGAUGUAGUGCUAAUUUCUAGUGAGUUCACUCCGAACACUACUGGAGACGGAUCAGGAGGACUCUGGUACCCUUUCAUAUGUGGGGAGACGCCAGACGAUCUAGUAAGGAAAUGGGGUAGCGAAACGUACAAGUACUUGCAUGAACUAUACCGGUCGGGUGGACAUGGGGUCUCGUUACUACCAGUGUACAGUCUGUACCGAACUAAGGAGAAGUUCUGCAAGCCGACCUGGUCGGACAUAGUGUAUGGGUACCAAGUGCUGGAUGAGCAACUGUUGAAGGACUGCAGUCAGCUGUUCUCUGCUGAAUAUGGGGCGGGCCACACAUUCCUAACAUUCGUAAUACCAGCACCAAAAUUCCUGGCAUACCUCCAGGAAAGGUUCGAGCGAGCUAAUGGCAAGCUAGUGCGAGCUAAGAUCACAUCACUGCAGGAUCCCAUACUAGAACCUUAUGAUGUGGUGGUGAACUGCACCGGAUUGGGCGCUCGCUGGCUUGUUCCUGAUGAUACCGUGGUUCCUGUUAGGGGGCAGAUUACUAAGGUGAAGGCUCCGUGGAUGAACCUGGUCGUUAUUGACGAGGAGGGCGACAACUACAUCAUACCCAAUUCAGAAACAUGUGUGCUGGGCGGCACCCACCAGAGCGACUACAACACAGACGUCUGCGCAGCCGACACUGACUUCAUCAUGGACGGGUGCAAGAAGAUGAUGCCUGGGUUUGAAAAAGCUGAAAUAGUGAAACACUGGGUUGGACUGAGACCAGCGAGACGUUCCAUCAGACUGGAGCCCGAGGAGAGGAAUGGAAAGCUCAUCAUACAUAAUUAUGGACAUGGUGGAAGCGGCUUCACUCUAUUCUGGGGCUGUGGCAACGAAGUAUUGAACAUAUUACAAAAACAUUUGGACAAAAACGAACGAAAACAAAUACUUUCAAAACUUUAAUGAAAACCAAUAUAAGUAUAUCAAAAUAACAUAUAAAAUAGUAAUAGUAACAUUGUAAUAUAUUAAAUAAAAGUGUAUGUAUAUAAGAAUAAAACUUACUUAAGUA